AUGUCAGCGGCACCAGGCAAGAGGCCGCAUCAGAAUGAUGGCGGCGGCGGCGGCGGUGGUGGCGGCCGGCGGCCCAAAAAGUUCAGCAAAGGGCGAAAGCAGAAGCCCGUCAAGGAAGGCUCUUCAGAAGAGGUUCUCAUGGCCGACAUCCAGUCCAUGCUAGCCGCCCAGAGGCUCUCCUCGCCGCCACCAGAGGAGACCAAUGGUGCGCAAGAGGACCCCCUUGUGGUUCUUGCGUCACUGCCAGAGCCUGGCACCGAGGUUGACGUGGAAGUCGUCGAGCUCUCGUCUACUGGCGACGGUCUGGCCCGCCAGCCAGGAUCGGACAGAAUCUACGUCGUCCCCUUCACCGUGCCCGGGGACACCGUCAGAGUCAAGGUCUACAGGCACUUGCUGAAGGAGCAGUACUCCGUGGCCGACUUCAUCUCCGUCACCAAGCCCUCGCCCCUGCGCGAUGACAGCAGGAUACAGUGCCGCUACUUCGCCAAGUGCUCCGGCUGCCAGUUCCAGAUGCUCGACUACCCGGAGCAGCUGCGCCUCAAGAAGCGCAUCGUGGAGAAGGCCUACAAGAACUUCUCCCAGCUGCCUCCGGAGCUCUACCCGGAGAUCCUCGACACCAUCGGGAGCCCCUUGCAGUUCGGCUACCGGACCAAGCUGACGCCGCACUUUGACGGGCCUCCCGGCUUCCGCAGCCGGGGCAAGCGCAAGGCCCUGGAGAGCACGCCCGACAUCGGCUUCAUGCAAAAGGGCUCUCGCAAGACCCUCGACAUUGAAGACUGCCCCAUCGGCACCGACGCCGUCAGGAAAGGCAUGCAGAGGGAGCGCAAGCGGAUGGAGAGCGAGUUCAGCAAGUACGAGCGAGGCGCCACCAUCCUCCUGCGGGAAGACACCAAGCGCUACCCCAAGGGGUCCGAAGUGCCAGAGGAGGAACUGCCUUCCGACGCCGUCAGGGUCGAGACGGACGCCAACACCGACAUCAAGACGUGCGUCACGGACAGCAACGCCACCACCACAGAGUACAUCGACGACUACGUCUUCACCAACCCGGCCGGCGCCUUCUUCCAGAACAACAACUCGAUCCUGCCCGUCUUCACCUCGUACGUGCGCGACCACAUCCUGCCGCCGUGCCCCAAGCCCGGCGCCAAGCCCGUCAAGUACCUCAUCGACGCGUACUCCGGGUCCGGCCUCUUCACCAUCACCCUGGCCUCCACCCUGCCCGGGGGGUCGAUCGGCAUCGACAUCGCCGCGGGCUCCAUCGCGUUCGCCCGGCGCAACGCCGAGCUCAACAGGCUCUCCGAGUCGCAGUGCAGCUUCCUCGCCGCCGACGCGCCCGAGCUGUUCAAGAGCGUCAAGUACGACCCCGACGAGACGGUCGUCGUGCUGGACCCGCCGCGCAAGGGCUGCGACGCCAGCUUCCUGAGGCAGCUCAUGGAAUUCGGCCCCACGCGGGUCGUGUACGUGAGCUGCAACGUGCACACGCAGGCGCGGGACGUCGGAGUCCUCGUUAGAGGCGAGGUCGAUGGCGGUGCUGCAGAGGGUGGUGGCGCCAAGACGCAGUCCAAGAAGAAGAGAGCGAGGUACGAGAUCGAGAGUCUUCGCGGCUUCGACUUCUUCCCGCAGACCGGCCACGUCGAGGGAGUAGCAGUCCUGAACAGGGUGGACGAGACUCAGGAUGAGGCUCAGGUGGAGGAUAAAACAACGAUUGAGUCAUAA
Molecule: messenger RNA, 1713 nt
Organism: Thyridium curvatum
Lineage: Eukaryota; Fungi; Ascomycota; Sordariomycetes; Thyridiales; Thyridiaceae
Exons: 1
Coding region: 1-1713 (570 amino acids)
Biological process (GO): tRNA processing
Molecular function (GO): tRNA (uracil(54)-C5)-methyltransferase activity, S-adenosyl methionine-dependent
Source: RefSeq, a predicted model, not a curated record